Molecule: messenger RNA, 1958 nt
Organism: Sinocyclocheilus anshuiensis
Lineage: Eukaryota; Metazoa; Chordata; Actinopteri; Cypriniformes; Cyprinidae
Product: G protein pathway suppressor 2-like
Exons: 13
Coding region: 383-1663 (426 amino acids)
Biological process (GO): regulation of transcription by RNA polymerase II
Cellular component (GO): transcription regulator complex
Molecular function (GO): transcription coregulator activity
Source: RefSeq, a predicted model, not a curated record
UCCACGAAUGUCACUGCAAGAGUUUUAUUUAGUUCGCUGAUUUUGCAAGCUAGCUGGCUAAGCUGUCACUUUAGCCGUUAGCCUGCUGGCCUAAUGGUCAGGUGUUAAUGCAACUUACUGCAAAUAGAAAAUACUGAAAUCGCUUUCGUCUGUAACAUCGAGCUUAUGAAAGAUGAUUUUCUUGGACAGAUUAGCUGAAGCGACUGUCAAAACGUUCAGGUUACUGCAAGCAUAGCCAGCUAGCUUGUGAAGCCGUUAUAGAGCUAACCCAGUUCAGGGAGUUUGCUAAUUUAUUGCCUUGUAUUGCUUCUCAGAUUACCACAUCUCUUUCUUCUUAUUUAUAUUUUGCUCUAACUCGUAGUCUUUGGUUUUUAGAAUUGAUAUGCUGGCACCGCCAAUCCCUACCAUCAUGCCGGCUCUUCUGGAGAGGCCCAAACUGUCUAAUGCCAUGGCACGUGCCUUGCACAAGCACAUUAUGAGAGAGAGGGAGCGGAAGAGGCAAGAGGAAGAAGAGGUUGACAAAAUGAUGGAGCAGAAACUAAAAGAAGAGGAAGAGAGGAAGAGGAAGAAAGAGAUGGAGGAGAGAAUGUCUUUAGAGGAAACAAAAGAGCAGAUAAUGAAGAUGGGAGUGAAGCUGCAGGGUCUUCAAGAGGAGAAGCAUCAGCUUUUUCUGCAGCUGAAGAAAGUCCUACAUGAGGAGGAGAAAAGACGACGGAAAGAACAGAGCAAUAGUGUGCACGCAUGGCCGGACUUACCAUUGGGCUUGAGUGGGCUCAGUCAGAAUUCAGAAAUUAUUAGCCGCAUUUCCAAUGUGCACGCAAGAUCUAAACGGGCCAGCCGGGGCUACAGCUUACAACUACGACCUUCAAGGCCACAAUCAAACAGCAUAAACUGUGACAUGACAUCUCUGACUUCGGCAACAUACCAGUCUAACAUGGCCAUCCACUCUGGGCAGCACCUUCUCAGCAUGCAAGCAGGUCAGGUUAGUCAUGGGCGUCCAGGUGCUCUUCUUGGGGAACGCAGCAAACAGCUCUUCCAGUCUCCAGUCAUUCCCACGCGUCAUUUCCAGUCUCAGCCGGGAUUCAGUGCAGGUGGAACAGAGCACGGCCAGUAUUCUGGAGGCCAGCCGAGUCACAGCCCGUAUGGAGUCACUCAGCCGCAGCAUGCAUCACCUUUUGCCUCCAGUCAGCCGGUGCCAGCCAACUAUGCCAGUGGUUCACAACUUAGAGGUGCAUCAGCAUUCCAGGCCAUGCAGUACCUGCCCCAUCAGCAGCAGGGCUAUGCGGUCCACAGUCAUUUCACCUCUCAGCCUGGUUACAUCCCCAGUGCUGGGAUUCCCCUGCAGAAACAGUUGGAACAUGCUAACCAGCAGUCCGGCUUCACAGACUCGAGUCCAUUGAGGCCCAUGCAUCCGCAGGCUCUGCAUGUGAGCGCUGCAGGUAUGCUGCCUACUCCCUCUAUUGCUGUCCAGAUCCCUCCUGGCAAGUCUGGCUUACCAUAUGCACAUCCACCAAGGCCAGCUUCCCCAGGCGCAUUCACACAUGGAACAUCCUCACAACAAGCACAUGCAGCUACAUUUCAAAGCUCUUCUCAACCAACCCCUCGCCACGCCUACCUUUCUCACAGCCAAUCAGGGCAGAGGUUUUACCACCAUGGCAAAUAGCUAUUCAUUUCAGUCUAAUGCAGAUAGAUGUUAGGGUUUGAAGAUAAGAUUCACCACUUACACUUUGAAGGCUUUUGGAUUAAAGCUAAAUAGCACACAACGCUUGGCAUCAUAGUGUAAUGACGUAGAACACAUGACUGCGUUACUGUCACAUGCAAGUCAUUUUCUGUUAUUCUUCAGCUGGUAGACCUCCCUUUGCAACAGGGUAUGCCAUUUAUUUCAGUAUUACAGUGGGAUGUGUCUGAAAGUUUCUUUUAUGCAUUUGAAGACGUCGGCAACAGCUGUGCCAACAUUA